AUGGGAAGGCCCGACGUUGAUUACUCACUCUAUUUGGUCACAGACUCGACCCCGGCUAUCCUCGGCGACCAGCAGCUCAAUGCCGUGGUCGAGGAGUCGCUCAAGGGGGGGGUCACCCUGGUCCAGCUCCGUGAGAAGACGGGCGACACGGGUCACUUGGUCACCAUCGCACGGGAACUCCACAAAAUCACUAAAACAUACAAUGUGCCGUUGAUUAUCAAUGACCGCGUCGAUGUGGCCCUGGCCGUGGGCUGCGAAGGCGUCCAUAUUGGCCAGGACGAUAUGGAACUGUCGACGGCAAGGAAGCUUCUAGGCCCGAAUGCCAUCAUUGGCGUGACCGUCAGCACCGUGGAUGAGGCACUCAAAGCUUGUGAGGGCGGUGCCGACUACCUGGGCAUCGGCACUGUCUAUGCCACGCCAACGAAGACGAACACCAAAGACAUCAUCGGCACAGCAGGGGUUCGCGGAAUCCUCGAGGAAAUUGCAGAAGCAGGCUAUGACACGCGGACCGUCUGCAUUGGCGGCAUCAACGAGUCCAAUGUGCAGCGCAUCGUCUUUCAAUGCGCAGCCGAAAAGAAGAGAUUGGACGGUGUCGCAACCGUCAGCGCUAUCAUGGCUGCGCACGACAUUCAAGGCGCCGCCAGGAACCUCCUCGGCCUGGUCAAGAGUCCACCGGCUUUCGAGGUCGACCUUAACAAGCAGUCAGGCAACGUUAGUGCCCAAGACAUGGUUGAAAUGGCACCGUCGGUCAUCCGGCAUGUCCAUGAGACCACGCCUCUCUCGCACAACAUGACGAACCUUGUUGUGCAAAACAUUGCCGCAAACGUCGCCCUGGCCAUCGGCGCAUCACCCAUCAUGGCCGGAUACGGCGAAGAAGCUUCCGAUCUGUGCAAACUUGGGGGUUCGCUGGUCAUCAACAUGGGCUCGGUAGACCCGGCGGGACUGGCAAAUUAUGUGAAGGCGCUCAAGGCCUACAACCUCGCGGGGCGACCGGUCAUUUAUGACCCAGUAGGUGCCGGCGCCACCUCUCUUCGACGCGCAGCCGUCAAGACCAUCAUGUCCAAUGGUUAUUUGGACGUCAUCAAGGGGAAUGAAGGCGAGAUCAAGACGGUUUUUGGCGGCAGCACCGAGCAACAGCGGGGCGUCGACAGCUCCAGCACGCUCGACGCCUCACAGAAGGCCAAGCUGGUGCGGGAGCUGGCGGCGCGCGAGAAGUGCGUGGUUGUCAUGACGGGCAAGACGGACUUUGUCAGCGACGGUCUCCGGACCUUCGCCAUCGACAACGGGCACGAGUAUCUGGGCCUGGUCACGGGGACCGGCUGCACGCUUGGGACAACCAUCUCGGCGGCAAUAGCAUCGCGCCAGACGGACAGGCUAGCGGCCGUCAUUGCAGCCAUCCUGCACUUUGAGAUCGCGGCCGAGCUCGCUGCCACCCGGCCCGAGGUUAGAGGUCCGGGCACCUUUGUUCCAGCCUUCCUGGACGAGCUCUACCGCAUCCGGCUGGCCACGGCGGCGAGCGGCGACCUAUCUUGGCUGGCGAGGGCGAAGGUCAGUAGCGUUGAGUAG
Messenger RNA from Parathielavia appendiculata, 1566 nucleotides. Its product is annotated as TMP-TENI-domain-containing protein. The record is from RefSeq and is a predicted model, not a curated record. Gene Ontology annotation, cellular component: cytoplasm. Bases 1 to 1566 code for a protein of 521 amino acids. NCBI's taxonomy places the organism in Eukaryota, Fungi, Ascomycota, Sordariomycetes, Sordariales, Chaetomiaceae. Gene Ontology annotation, molecular function: thiamine-phosphate diphosphorylase activity; hydroxyethylthiazole kinase activity; magnesium ion binding. Gene Ontology annotation, biological process: thiamine biosynthetic process. The transcript has 5 exons.